AUGACCCAAACACUGGUAUUUGCUUCCCUCGAAACAGAGCCCGCUGACCCCAUCAUCCAGGUGAUGCAGGCCUACGCUGCCGAUGCUGACCCCAAUAAGAUCGACGUGCUGAUUGGGGUUUACUUUGAUGAAAACGGCAAGUUUGUCACCUACCCUUCAGUGGCUAAGGCCAAAGUGAAGCUCGCUCAAAAUGACCCUGGCCACAACUACCACACGAUGAAAGGGGUCCCUGAAUUUGUGGCUGGUGCUCGUGAAGUGAUCUUUGGUAAGGACAGACUCCAACCGAACCGCAUUGCUUCGCAACAGGCGAUCCUGGGGCUGGGGGCGUUGCACCUGGCGUUCAACGUCAUCACCAAGCAAAUGCAGCGGAAACAGUUCUACGUGGGCGUUCCCACUUGGGGUAACUAUUUCCUGAUGAUCUCUCAUGUUGGGGGUAACCCGCAGAGCUACCAGUACUACGACGAUAAGGCUCACCAAGUCGCCUUCUCCGUUAUCGAAGAAACGAUGAAACAAGCGGAACUGGGGGCGGUUUUCGUUAUGCAAGCCUGUUGCCAUAACCCUACGGGAGCUGACUUGACUCAGGAACAAUGGCAAACUGUGGCUAAGCUCGCUAAGGAGCGCAAUUUGCUCCUCGUCAUCGAUAUCGCCUACCAGGGGUUCCUGAGUGGCAGCACUGAGACUGACGCUUGGCCCGUGCGCUACUUGUUUGACCAAGGGCUCGAGUUCUUUGUGUGCCAGCUGUUCCUGAAGAACAUGGGUUUAUACGGCGAGAGAGUCGGCUGUGUCCACGCCGUCGCCGCGACCCCUGCCGAUGCCGCCGCCAUCGAGCUGAAUCUCAUCGUCAACUUCCGUAGCGAGUGCCUGUUUGCUCCCGCUUGGGGGGCUCGCGUAGCCGCUACUAUCUUCGGUGACGAACAGUUGAAGAAGGAAUGGGCUGACGACGUCGCUGCCAUCACUAACAGACUCCACGGAGUUAGACAACAAAUUUUGGAGUUGUUGACCACCAAGUACAAGACCCCGGGCUACUGGGACCACGUCACCCGCCAGCACGGAUUGUUCUGGCACCUGGGGCUCGAGCCGAAGCAUAUCGAGCGGCUCAGAACUGAGCACCACGUGUACGCCGUGCCCACUGGUAGAGUGAACGUGGCGGGGCUUAACGAAAACAAUGUUGAGUGCUUCUGCCGCGCCGUCGACGAAGUGGUGAGACACUUCUUGUAA
Diutina rugosa is the source of this 1218-nucleotide messenger RNA. RefSeq names its product Aat22p (gene AAT22). Gene Ontology annotation, molecular function: pyridoxal phosphate binding; L-aspartate:2-oxoglutarate transaminase activity. Gene Ontology annotation, biological process: L-aspartate biosynthetic process. The record is from RefSeq and is a predicted model, not a curated record. The transcript has a single exon. Gene Ontology annotation, cellular component: cytosol. NCBI's taxonomy places the organism in Eukaryota, Fungi, Ascomycota, Pichiomycetes, Serinales, Debaryomycetaceae. The coding region runs from base 1 to 1218 and encodes 405 amino acids.